Molecule: messenger RNA, 4413 nt
Organism: Phycodurus eques (leafy seadragon)
Lineage: Eukaryota; Metazoa; Chordata; Actinopteri; Syngnathiformes; Syngnathidae
Gene: cntn5
Product: contactin 5
Exons: 25
Coding region: 523-3807 (1094 amino acids)
Biological process (GO): brain development; cell-cell adhesion
Molecular function (GO): cell-cell adhesion mediator activity
Source: RefSeq, a predicted model, not a curated record
GCAGUGGGACUCCAGCGGGCUGCAGCGUCGGAGGCUGACGGCCGAGCGGACUUGAACCGAAACCACCACACCAGCGGAACCUUUACUUUACUUCUUCUUCGGACGUGGAUGUUGGCCCCCGCCGGGCAGCUUCUCGGAGUUCUCUGGAGAUUCCCCUCGGGCGGUGGGUGGGUGGGUGGACGCGACCACAGCGAUAGCAGCGGCGACGCAGGUCCGCUCAAGGAGUCGAGGAGCCCGGCGAAGAGAGGCGGACCGGACCGCUGCUAUUCCGGCAUUAAACCAUACUGUUGCUCGCAAACUCCGACUCCAACGGACAAUCAAAACUGCUGAAAGGAUUGUCGGUACCCCCCUACCCACCCUUGAGGACUUGCACGCUGCCAGAACUAAGACAAGGGCGUGCAAAAUCCUCUCAGACCCUCCGCACCCCGGUCACCAGCUCUUCCAGCUCCUUCCCUCAGGCGCAGCUUUAAUGAAUAAGCAGAGCUGCUGACCUUCUAGCUGCAGGGACCCUUCUCCACAAGUAUGGGGUCACCAUGGAAACCAAUUCUCCUCCUCUCUGUCAUCAGUGGCCUUUCAGACUUGGCAUGGGCGGUGGCGGCGCGGCCCAUCUCGUACGCCGCCGUGCUACGAAUGAAAGCGGACAGCUCGUCGUCGCUGCUCAACUCCCAUGUACGACCCCGGCAGCAACCCGACGGCGGGCUGGCACCGCCGCCCGACUGGCCCGUCUUCGCCAGUCACCCGCAUCCGGCGCUCAGCCUCCUUGGCUCUCAGGAGGACUACAGAAGUGAAGAGAGCGAAGAGUUUGGGCCUAUUUUCAUCCAGGAGCCCAACGAUGUGAUUUUCCCUUUGGGCAGCGGCGACAACAAAGUGGUGAUGCACUGCGAGGCACGAGGGAACCCUCCACCUACGUACAGCUGGUACAUCAACGGGACACAGGUGGACACCCGAGCGGGCUUCCGCUACAGGCUCAUCAAAGGCAACUUGAUCAUCGCCAACGCCAGCGAAAGCACCGACUUCGGGACGUACCAGUGCCGCGCCGAGAACACCUUUGGCAUCGUUAUGAGCCGCGAUGCUCAUUUACAGUUCGCUUACAUCGGCGCGUUCAGCGCAAAGCCCAGAGGUGGCGUCUCGGUGCGUGAAGGGCAAGGUGUUGUGCUCAUGUGUACGUCGCCGCCUCAUUCUCCAGAGAUCAUCUACAGCUGGGUGUUCAACGAGUUCCCGUCCUUCGUGGCCGAGGACAGCCGCCGCUUCAUCUCGCAGAUGACGGGCAACCUGUACGUGUCCAAGGUGCAGCCCUCGGACGUGGGCAGCUACAUCUGCCUGCUCAAGAGCACGGCUACCAACGCCCGCGUGCUCAGCCCGCCCACGCCGCUCACGCUCAGGACGGACGGUGUCAUGGGUGAAUACGAGCCCAAAAUUGAGGUGCACUUCCCGACCGCCGUGCUGGCUGCCAGGGGCGUCACUGUCAGACUGGAGUGCUUCGCUCUGGGCAAUCCGGUGCCCACAAUUACAUGGAGAAAGAUCAACGGCAACAUACCGAAAAAGGCCAGACUCCGCAAGUCCCAGGCCGUCCUGGAGAUCCCCAACAUCCAGCUGGAGGACUCAGGGACGUACGAGUGCAAAGCUGAGAACCUGAGGGGAGGGACAGCUUUCAAGGGACAUCUGCAGGUCUACACGCUGCCGCAAUGGGUGAGAGUGAUUAAUGACACUCAGCUGGAUAGUGGGGAGAGGCUCCAGUGGGAAUGCAAGGCCACCGGGAGGCCCCGGCCUACCUAUCGCUGGCUGCGUAACGGUUUGCCCUUGACAUCCCAGGGUCGAAUGGAGAUUGUGAACGGUGAGCUCUCCAUUCACAAGCUACAGCCUGUGGACUCAGGAAUGUACCAAUGUGUGGCAGAGAAUAAGUACGGCGCCAUUUACUCCAACGCCGAGCUCAAGAUUUUAGCGUCGGCGCCCGCCUUUGUGCCCAAUCCGGUGCGAGUCAUCGCCACGCUGGGCAAGGAGGCGUCCAUCGAGUGCAAACCCAGGGCGUCGCCCAAGCCGCGGAUCACGUGGAAACGAGUAGACAAGAAGAUACAGCCAAGUAAAAGGUUGAUGCUGUUGAGAAACAACACUCUGAGGAUCGUCAAUGCCAGCCAAGCGGACGAAGGCGACUACGUGUGUCGGGCGGAGAAUCACCUGGGCUGGGCCGAGAUGACAGCCACGCUAUGGGUCAAAGAGGCCAUGCGUGUGGAGCUCAGCCCGAGUCGCGUGGAGGUGACCGUGGGUGAGAGCGUGGUGCUGAGUUGCAAGGCGGUGCACGACACCUCGCUGGACGUCACCUUCCAGUGGCUGUUCAACCACAAGGCAAUCAACUUCCAGCAGGGCGGCGGCCACUUCGAGUACAUUCAGACUGUCCGAGCCAAACAGUUGUCCACAGUGGAUUUGAUGAUUAGGAGCAUUUUGCUGAAGCAUGCUGGGAAGUACGGCUGCAGGGCCCAGACCAGCGCCGACACCGUGAGCGCAGAGUCGGAACUUCUUGUUCGAGGUCCUCCCGGGCCUCCCGGUGUGGUGAUUGUGGAGGAGAUUACCGAGACCACAGCCACCCUGUCGUGGACCCGUGGCCUGGACGACCACAGUCCGAUCAGUACCUACCACCUGCAGGCCCGCAGCCCCUUUUCAUUAGGCUGGCAAACGGUUAAAACAGACCCAGAGCCCGUGACUGGGGAGCUGGAGUCGGCCAUGGCGGUCGAGCUCAACCCCUGGGUGGAGUAUGAGUUCCGAGUGGUCGCCAGCAACGCCAUCGGGACGGGAGAUCCCAGCGCUCCUUCCAGAGGAGUCCGAACUAAAGAAGCAGUGCCCUCAGUGGCGCCGGUGAAUGUGAGUGGCGGGAAUGGCCGCAGGCACGAACUGGUCAUUUCCUGGGAGCCGGUUUCGGAGGAGUUCCAAAACGGUGAGGGUUUCGGCUACAUCGUAGCCUUCCGCGCCAACGGCAGCCGAGGCUGGAAGGAGAAGAUGGUGACGUCGGCCGACUCGACCACGUACAAGUACCGUGACGAGACCUUCCCGCCACUGACGCCCUUCGAGGUGAAAGUGGGCGUGUACAACAACAAGGGCGACGGGCCCUUCAGCCCGGUCGUCAUCAUCCACUCUGCCGAGGGCGAGCCCAGAGAGGCGCCGUCUGACGUGAAAGCGUACGCAAUUUCAGCUUCGCAGAUAAGAGUCACGUGGAGACAGCCCAACCCUGGUCCUGGAAUACCCAAAGGAUACGAGGUGAGCUACUGGAAAGCGACGGAGAAGGAGGACUCGGGCUGGAAACAGAAAACAACAAAGAACGAGACUUCCUUGGUCUUGGGGGGUUUGGACGGUAACAGCCAGUAUGUCGUCACCGUCAAAGGCUUCAACAGCAUCGGACAGGGACCCGCCAGUACCACUGUCGUGGCCAAGACCAGGAAAGCCCCUCCUGUGCAGCCUCCGGGCAACCUGCUGUGGAUUCAAGAGGGCAACAACGUGUCUCUGAGCUGGGACCCAGUGAAGGCCAAGGAAAACGAGUCCGAUGUCAUCGGAUACAUGGUGUUACUCAAGCAGGAGGGCCGAGGGCACAACCAGGUGACCCGCACCAUCAACCCGUCCACCAUGCUAACCCUCCCGGAGGGCGGCACCUACGUCAUCGAGGUGCGGGUCCUCAGCGAGGGCGGGGAAGGGGCGGUCAGCUCGCAAAUACGACUCGUCACCUCAUCUGGUGUACGGGCAAAGAGCGGCGAGUGCAAGGAUAAACUGGCGUGGCCCGCGUUGCUGUUGGUCCUGCUGGUGCCUUCGGCAUCCUGGUGAGGCCGCCUCACAGUCAUGUUUUUCCAUUUGGGGGGAUAGGACACGCCCGGCUCCUUUUUUUAUUCCCUCUGCCGCCGCCGCUUGCCCGGCCGGGUCGGCGUUCCCGACGAGGAGGAGGAGGAGGAAAGGUCCGGGUGGGGGUUGUGUCAUCUCAUCACCCGUUUAGUUUCGUGUCCAACAUCGCGCUAGUGUUGUGCUGUCGUGUGCCGUGCGAGGAGAGAUUUUUUUUUUUUUAAAGCACUCGUCUCAUUGACUCCCGGGGUCUGCGAAGCGUGAAUGCUUCUCGGAAAGGAUGCGGCGUGAGCACGAGCGGGAUCGUCGUCCGCCUCCCGCACCCGCACCGCCUCCUCCUUCCUCCGGCUGCCCAACGAGCCAGGCGGCAGAAAACUCACUCGAGGAAAGAAGAAGUGCUUUUUUUUACUAACCGAACCGAGACGACUCGGACUGCUUUCCAAGACUUGCUUUUUUGUACGUUGUGUUACCUUGUAGAGAAGAACACAGUGGCGUGUAUCAGCUUUGUUUCUGUUGGUAGCAGCGCUUACCUGCUCGGUGGUCCAAUUCGUUGGAAGGGCAGUCGGCAGCAGUAGGGACUCCUGGUGACCAAUA